Messenger RNA from Rhineura floridana, 5473 nucleotides. RefSeq names its product zinc finger protein 501-like. The transcript has 3 exons. Bases 231 to 1628 code for a protein of 465 amino acids. The record is from RefSeq and is a predicted model, not a curated record. Lineage: Eukaryota; Metazoa; Chordata; Lepidosauria; Squamata; Rhineuridae.
AAGGAAAGAUUGCGGAAGAGGGACUUUCCUGGGAGUGAGCGCGGACUGGUGAGCUUGCAUUUCAAGAAGGUGGAAAGGGUCCUGCUGGAUCCCGGCCAGAGAACUCUGUACAAGGAGGUCAGGCUGGAGGUUCAUGAGAUGGUGACCUCUCUGGGAGAUGUUUGGGGAAUCCCGGAUGAAGGGAAACCAUUAGAAGUCUCACUGGAAAGAGCUGAGGAUCAGAAGUGUGAAUGGAACUUGGGGAAUCAAGCUGGAACAGACAAGAGGGGAGACAAACGCAGAUGCUAGGGGAUGAAUCCAGUACUUCUCAGGGUGAUAACAAUGAAAUUCAAGGGAGUACUCAUCACCUAAAGGAAAUAAGAAUGUCUCCUGAGUGCAGUAAAAUCUUAAGCUACCAAAAAGCCUUGCUCACACAUCGGAGAAGGCAUAAGAGAGGGAGACCAUAUAUACGCAUGGAGUAUGACAAAAGCUUCAGUUACAGUGGUGCCCUUUCUUUACAUCCAAUAGCUCAUACAGGGAAGAAGCCUUAUAGCUGCUUACAGGAUGGAAAGAGCUUUGGUCUGAGUAGCCACCUUACUUCACAUCAAAGAAUUCAUACAGGGUACAAACCAUAUGAAUGCUUGGAGUGUGGAAAGAGCUUCAGUGCAAGUAGCACCCUUACUAGACAUCAAAGAACUCAUACAGGGGACAAACCUUAUAAAUGCUUGGAGUGUGGAAAGAGCUUCGGUCUGAGUAGCCACCUUACUUCACAUCAAAGAAUUCAUACAGGGUACAAACCAUAUGAAUGCUUGGAAUGUGGAAAGAGCUUCAGUCAGAGUAGCUCCCUUACUUCACAUCAAAGAACUCAUACAGGGGAGAAACCUUAUAAAUGCCUGGAGUGUGGAAAGAGCUUCAGUGCAAGUGGCACCCUUACUAGACAUCAAAGAACUCAUACAGGGGACAAACCUUAUAAAUGCCUGGAGUGUGGAAAGAGCUUCAGUGACAAUAGCCACCUUACUAGACAUCAAAGAACUCAUACAGGGGACAAACCAUAUGAAUGCUUGGAGUGUGGAAAGAGCUUCAGUCAUAAUGAACACCUUAUUAGACAUCAGCGAAUUCAUACAGGGGACAAGCCUUAUAAAUGCUUCGAGUGUGGAAAGACCUUCAGUCAGAGUGACAACCUUACUUUGCAUCAAAGAACUCAUACAGGGGAGAAACCUUAUAAGUGCUUGGCAUGUGGAAAGAACUUCAGUCACAGAGGCAACCUUACUAUGCAUCAAAUAAUUCAUACAGGGGAGCAGCCUUAUCAAUGCUUUGAGUGUGGAAAGAGUUUCCGUAACAGUGGCACCCUUACUAGACAUCAAAGAAUUCAUUCAGGGGACAAACCUUAUAAAUGCUUUGAGUGUGGAAAGAGCUUCAUUUGCAGUGGCACCCUUACUUCACAUCAAAGAACUCAUACAGGGGACAAACCAUAUAAAUGCUUGGAAUGUGGAAAGAGCUUCAGUCAGAGUAGCUCCCUUAGUUCACAUCAAAGAACUCAUACAGGGGAGAAGCCGUUUAAAUGCUUGGAGUGUGGAAAGAGCUUCAGUCAGAGAUUCUCCCUUACUGUGCAUCAAAGAACUCAUACAGGGGACAAGGCUUAUAAAUGAUUGGAGUGCGGAAAUAAUUUCAUUCAGGAUGGCCAUCUUCAGGCACUUCAAAUUAUCCAUAUAGGGGAGCAGCUGUAUAAAUGCUUUGAAUGUGGAAAAAGCUUUAAGAAGAGUUGUAGUCUUUCUGUGCAUCCAAGGACCCAUAUAGCGGAGCAGCCAUAUUAAUGUCUGGAUCAUACCCUUGCUACACAUUAAAAAUAUCACAGUGGGGGGAAACCAUGUAGCUGUCCAGAGUGUGGGAAAUGUUUCAUUCAGUGUAUCUUGCAGUGUCAUUCUUCCUUCACAUCAAAGGAUCCUUAAAGAGGAGAAACUAUGAAAUGCCCAGAGAGUGGAAGAGCUUUGUUAGAUACUCAGACGACGCUAUAUUAGGUACUCAUGAACCCCUCCAUUGGAGAGAGAGGAAUAAUAGGUAUGUUCACACGGAUGAGAAACUUGGUCCAUUCACUUUUCAGUACACCUCUCCUACAUAAUUUUGUUGUUGUUAUGUGCCUUCAAGUCGACUACAACUUAUGGCAACCCUUGUAAGUUCAGGUCUGUGGCUUCCAUUAUGGAAUCAAUCCAUCUCUUGUUUGGCCUUCCUCUUUUUCUACUCCCUUCUGUUUUUCCCAGCAUUAUUGUGAUGCCUAUAAUAAGUACAGUGGAAGGAAUUGUUAGAAAUGUUUGAACUGUUUGGAACAUUUCAGUGAAGAGUGUUACUGAGUUCAGUUUUGGGGCAAAACUGAGGAUGGUGGAGAUGAAGUGGACUGAAGGAGCUGUGGAGCAGAAUGGAAUAAAAACUUUGGACAAGUAAUAAUAGCUCAUGACUGAUGUAGACCUGAAUGUCUGCAUUGAGGGCAGAAAUGCUUUUCUGGAUUGUGACAAGCAGAAAUGCUGAGAAGGCCUUAGCUAAACUAAUAGUGAAGAUAGAAGAUUAGCUACUCCACGUGACUAGUACAAAACCUAUUUACAUGUGUGGUGGUUUUGCCUUUUAAUACGAACGUUUUCGCUGUAUUAGCUGCAAUCGCUGUAUUCAUGGGGCAGUCCAUUACUAUUCUGGCGCAUUUGCAACACAGUUUGCCUUUUUGCCUUCUCUUUCAGAGGGGAAGCGAUUUCUUGCUUUGAACCUGUUCUGAGGCUGUCGCCAGUUUCCUCUAAGUGAGUCCUUUGCGGCUGGAGGUUCGGUUCUUUAAAAACUUCAAACAGUUUCUGCUGGUCUUGUUUUUAUAUAUGUAUGUUUACAGUUUUAAUAGAUUUGCUUAUUCCCAGGUGAGGUUUCUAUUUCACCAUUUUAUUUUUCAACCUUUUUCCUUCAUCUUUGUUUAUCUGGAUCCUAUCUGUAGGACUGUACGUCCAGCUGGUUCCUUUGAAUCCCUUCUUGGGUAGGUAGCUGUCAUAUUCUUUCUUGGCUCUUAAUAUUUUUUGCACGACAACAUCUUCAUAUUUAUGGUCCUUGGCAGACCCUCCACCCAAGGGCAGCCCGGAUAUAUGCCCCCUGACCUAGCCAGGAGCUGAUGCAAGAGGCUGCAAGAUUAACUGCAGCCUCUCUAUGAACUUAGGGUCAGGCAGGGGCUCCCAGUCCUUGCAGCACUUACCACUUUCCUUAAUAGCUAGGAUAAAUGCCUAUAUAGCUGACACAUAGCAAAGCUUUAGCUAGUUUGGACUGGUGGAAAGGCGUCAGUCAAAGCAGAGCUGCCUAAUAGUUAACAUUAUUACUAGCCUUCAAUACAACAAUUGUGGUUUGUAAUAGUUCAGUUGCACAUUGUUCUUCUGAGUAGAGGUAAGUUUCCAUAUCCAUUUUUUAUUUUUGUUUUCCAAGUAAUAAUUGUUUGUGUAUACUUGUUGCCAGUUUAUUUCUGGGCUAGAUGCAAGGUUCUCGUGCUAGUGUUUAAAGCCCUAAAUGAUUUAGCCCCCUAACAUCUGAAAGUCCACCUCCUUCCUUACAGGCCCUCUUGUGUGUUAAAAUCAGCAGAGUGGGCCUUCUAGAUAGUUCCACUGCUCCCACAAGUUUGGGGGGAUGGUGUCCCGGGAGAGGGUGUUCUCUGUGGCGGCCCCUAAUUUGUGGAACCCCCUCCCCACCGAAGUUCGUUCGGCACCUUCACUGUAUAAUUUCUGGUGAAUGUUGAAGACGUGCCUCUUCAGCCUGGCCUUUGACACUUGAGAUGUACAUUUUCAGGACCCACCCUAUUGCUGUGAUUGUGUUUUGUUUUAAUUCUUUUUUUAACACUGUAUUUUAACCUGUUGUAACCCACCCUGGGUCCUGCUUGUGGAAGGGUGGGUAAUCAUCAUCUGAUCCUUAUUUCCCCCUUCCCCAAGAUUCAAUUAAGUGCUGUGGAUUUCUCUCUGCUCUUAUGCUCUAUCUGUCAUAAACUGAAAUGCAUUUUCUGCUGAUGUAUUUAAAGUAAAUCUUUCCAGAGUAUAGCUUUUCACCAGAAAGGACUCCCAGAGGACAGAAGGGGAAGUGUAACCCUGCUCCAGGGAGGGAACCUUUGGGGGGAAGUCCUUCCUUUUGGAAUAGCCUGUCUGCAGACAAAAAUACAAAACGUGGUCUAGCUACCGUCAGAGCCAGGAUGAGAGAAGCAAGGACUAGUCAGUGUCUGCGCCACAGCUUCAUGACUUUCUUCCCUACCUAAUUCUGGAACCUGUGGCCCUCCAGCUGGUGCUGGUCUCCCAACUCCCAUCAGCCCCUGUCAGCAUGGCUAGUGGUCAGGGGUGAUGGGAUAUUCCAGCAACAUCAGGGGGGGUCACAGGGUCUCAUUCCCUUCAAAGAUUGCUCCCCACUCACUGAUAAGUUCUUCAGACUGCGCACCGGCAUGCAGGUAUGUAUUUUACCUGUGUGCACAAAAGUGUUAGAUAGCAGGGCUGUGGAGUCGGAGUCGUGGAGUCGGAAGCAAUUUUGGGUGGAGUCAGAGUAGGCAGAAAUGUACCGGCUCCGACUGUGGCUUCAAAAUAAAAACUUACAAUAUUAUAACAAUAUAUGGUAAAUAUAUCAUGUUAUACUUAUAUUUUAUACUUUUUUAUAUUUCAGGGAAAAUAUUUGUAAUAGUUUAUUGCAUUUACUUUCGUAGGAAUUUAGGCAAGUUUUCUUGUUCAGAAAUUUUAAUCAAAUAAAUGUAUUUUAUGUUCUAUCAAUCUAGCCUGAUGAUUCACGUGGUGGUGAUGAAAUGCCUUGUGCUACCAUUUUACUACAGUAAAUUUGUUCUUAGUAGUUAAUAUACAUUUGCCAUUUAUGAAGGAGUCAGAGUCAGACAGUAGAAAAAUAGAGGAGUCGGAGCCGAACUUUUGACGUACCGACUCCACAGCCCUGUAAAAGCGUGUCUUGCUUCAAGGCAGGAAACCUGAAGUCUGUUGUGGGCAUGCCCACAAAUAUUUGCUGACCUGUGCAUAUACCUUCUGUGGAAGCAGAAAAAGCUAGGCCUUAACUUGGUUUAGAUUUCCUAGCUUGAUUCAGAAUUGUGACUCCAAAGAAUGAUGGCAGAAGUUCUCUUUUUAACGUAUUAAGAGGGAAUGCUAAAAAGAAAUGUUCCGAGAGAAAUGCUCAUGCUGUGACCCAGGGAGAAACGACAGAAGAGUAAACGGGUUAGGAAAGCAUUUGGAAGCUGCGUGGAUGUAAUCCCUAGACUUUAGACUGCUGAGUGUUUCCCCAUAUUAAUGUUUAAUCUCUUUACUCUCUGCUUUUUGCUGUAUGUGAAAGACAGCAGAUGCGUGUCAGCAUGUUGAGCUGACAUGUGAAAUGACUUAUUAAAAUGAUGACAUACUGUAAUUUGGUUACAUGUGCUUUGGGAUAUCGUAUAAAAAUGUGCUGUAAAAAUUAAGCAGUAGAGAACUUUCUUGGUUCACUCCAAACAGCUGUUUGUAUCUAAAUAAAG